Dermacentor silvarum is the source of this 870-nucleotide messenger RNA. Its product is annotated as kunitz-type serine protease inhibitor bitisilin-3-like. The transcript has 5 exons. The coding region runs from base 123 to 734 and encodes 203 amino acids. Gene Ontology annotation, molecular function: serine-type endopeptidase inhibitor activity. Lineage: Eukaryota; Metazoa; Arthropoda; Arachnida; Ixodida; Ixodidae. The record is from RefSeq and is a predicted model, not a curated record.
UAGCGAUUCUGGAUUCAUAAACUGGCUGUGACGUGUCAUACUUCAGAGCUUUUACCGUCUGCUGCCGCUAAUACGCGGAGAGGAUCGCCCUUGUUGGGACAUCGGAAGCACAAAAUAGUAGCAUGCAUUUCUGUUGUUCGCGCAGGAUGGCAUUGUUUUUCUGUCACCUUGUCGUUACGCUAUUCGCAGCAUCUUCGGCUAAUCUCGAAACAUCUACCAAGUGUCUUGCAGACUGGAAAGAAUGCCCGACGGAAAAGUCUGGGUACUAUUACGAUAAUAAUACAGACAAAUGCGUGUUUUAUAAUGAAAGUAGGACGUGUGGCCCGCAACGCCACUUAUUCCCAUCUGAGGAACAGUGCAACUGGGGAUGCCGAACAGACACUAUCUGCAAGCUUCCGUUAGAUGAAGGAAGUGAGUGUGGACAAUCUGGCGAGUUGAUGUAUUACUACGAUGACACCAAAAAGGAGUGUGACCUUUUUUUUUACAAGGGUUGCGAAGGCAAUGCAAACAGAUUUGUCUCCGUGCGAGAGUGCGAGGUAAUAUGCAGAGGCCAGCGGUGUGACCUUCCGAUCAAAGACGACGAUGGUAUUUGCAAUCCUAAACGAACUACGUACCACUUCCGAGGUAAAGAUGGCGCCAGUUCCUGCGUAAAGAAGACCAACGGAUGCGACCGGAGUGCUCAGAACUUCAAAAAGGAGAGCGAUUGUCGCCGCGUAUGCAUUUUGAGACCAUAGCCUCUCUCAAGUGCGAAGAAGGAUACAACAAGACAACUCCGCUAAGAAACGUGGUGCGCAGGCCAAGAAAGCAAUCUGUCCAAUAAACUACAAGUAUCCAAGAAACUAACGAUAAAGUAAACUAUUUAUUUUACUC